AUGAACCAGUUGGGUCAAUUGCGGAAAUCUCCAGCGCUUGCAAAUGAUCAUAGCCUUACAAUUGACAUGUCUGUUAGGGUGUCGGUGCCACCUAUUGUUUCUUCUACUUUUGCUCCAGAGGCUCAGAUGUUUGUUGUGGUGGUUUCCCCGACAAUAGUUGAGACUAAUAUCCUGGUCAAGACUCUUGAGGUGAAUCAGUCGGCUACCACGACGGUUAAUUUUUUUGCUUGGGAGCUUUCACAUUCUCUUUCCCCCACCAAGAGGGACCAAGACCCAGAUUUCUUCUGGGGCUUGUCUGCAACUGAUAUGUGGAGCCUUUUUCGAGAUGCUUCCCAUACUUUGUUCAUGGCUGGAUCCCUUGUUUCUAUUGUAGUUACUUGGCAUGAUGAUGUUCUAGGCUCAAACAAUCUUUCAAGGGAGAGAGAUGAGAUAAGGGAGAGGUGUGAAACCCUUGAGCGAAAGAAUUUUGAUGCUAAGAAGGAAUUGGUUGAGCUCCGAAAUAAUCCUGAUGUUAUUACUCUUUGCAAGAAGACAUAG
Vicia faba (fava bean) is the source of this 537-nucleotide messenger RNA. The record is from the annotation of a GenBank genome assembly. NCBI's taxonomy places the organism in Eukaryota, Viridiplantae, Streptophyta, Magnoliopsida, Fabales, Fabaceae.